Molecule: messenger RNA, 847 nt
Organism: Pongo pygmaeus (Bornean orangutan)
Lineage: Eukaryota; Metazoa; Chordata; Mammalia; Primates; Hominidae
Gene: BEX2
Product: brain expressed X-linked 2
Exons: 3
Coding region: 219-605 (128 amino acids)
Biological process (GO): signal transduction; regulation of apoptotic process
Cellular component (GO): nucleus; cytoplasm
Molecular function (GO): signaling receptor binding
Source: RefSeq, a predicted model, not a curated record
GCCGCUGGCGAUGACAACAGCCACACGUGAUCGGCUAACACUGAGUCUUACCUCGCUGUGGCGUCAGAGCCGCCGUCGCUCCCUCCCUUCUCGGCAGUGGUACCUGUUCCCGGUGGCCCUGAGGACGUGCGGGCCAGGGUUGCGGGGCCAAGUGUUGCGGCGACGCACCUCACGUCGAGAAUUGGGAGGAGGAGACUGCAAGGAUAGGCCCAGGAGUAAUGGAGUCCAAAGAGGAACGAGCGUUAAACAAUCUCAGCGUGGAAAAUGUCAACCAGGAAAAUGAUGAAAAAGAUGAAAAGGAGCAAAUUGUUAAUAAAGGGGAGCCCUUGGCCCUCCCUUUGGAUGCUGGUGAAUACUGUGUGCCUAGAGGAAAUCGUAGGCGGUUCCGCGUUAGGCAGCCCAUCCUGCAGUAUAGAUGGGACAUAAUGCAUAGGCUUGGAGAGCCACAGGCAAGGAUGAGAGAGGAGAAUAUGGAAAGGAUUGGGGAGGAGAUGAGACAGCUGAUGGAAAAGCUGAGGGAAAAGCAGUUGAGUCAUAGUCUGCGGGCAGUCAGCACUGAUCCCCCUCACCAUGACCAUCACGAUGAGUUUUGCCUUAUGCCCUGAAUCCUGAUGGUUUCCCUGAAGUUAAUAGGGAGACCCCUGCUUCCUAAACUUACACAUUUGUGGUGUACCUUUGUCGUAAACGUUUUGAUGUUACCUAUUUCUUGUGGGUCUCCUAUUACCAGCUUCUAACUGAAUGUUGUUUUUGACCCAGUUUGUAAGUUUCUGUCAGCAGGGGAGUUUUACCUAUUGCAUGGAAAGAUGCUCAUUAUAUAUUGUGAAGUUAAUAAAACAGUUUUAAAAAG